CCAGUGGCUCAAAGUAGACUCUCACUCUGUUCUGCCUUUUAAACCCUCAGCUCCUGUCGCUGGCAAAGAUGACUCAUCUCACAGCACUUUUUAAGUAUGUGGACGAACACCAGGAUCUGUAUGUGCAGCGCCUCGCAGAGUGGGUGGGAGUCCAGAGUGUGUCUGCUUGGCCGGAGAAGCGCGGGGAGAUCAAGAAGAUGAUGGAGAUGGCAGCCAAGGACAUUGAGAAGCUGGGGGGAACAGUGGAAUUGGUGGAUAUCGGCAAACAGCAGCUUCCCUCUGGAGAGGAGAUCCCCCUGCCGCCUAUUGUCCUGGGUCGUCUGGGGUCAGACCCGGGCAAGAAGACUGUUUGUAUCUACGGCCACCUUGAUGUCCAGCCAGCCAGUAUUGAUGAUGGAUGGGAUACAGAACCUUUUACUCUGGUGGAAAAAGAUGGUAAACUCUACGGAAGAGGUUCUACUGAUGACAAGGGACCAGUGUUGGCCUGGUUUAACUGCAUUGAGGCAUACCAGAAGAUCCAGCAGGAGCUUCCAAUCAACAUCAAAUUCUGCUUCGAGGGGAUGGAGGAGUCUGGAUCUGAGGGCCUGGACAAACUGGUGUUUGCUCGAAAAGACACCUUCUUCAAAGAUGUGGACUAUGUCUGCAUCUCUGACAACUAUUGGCUGGGCAAGACCAAACCCUGCAUCACCUACGGCCUGAGAGGAAUCUGCUACUUCUUCAUUGAGGUGGAGUGCGGUGACAAGGACCUACACUCAGGGGUGUUUGGCGGCUCUGUUCAUGAAGCCAUGACCGACCUGAUAGCGCUCAUGGGCUCCUUGUUAGACAGGAAGGGGAAGAUUUUGGUUCCUGGGAUAAACAACGACGUGGCCCCUCUUACAGAAGAGGAGAGAAAGCUUUAUGAGAAGAUUGAUUUUGACUUGGGAGAGUACUGCAGAGACGUUGGAGUUGAGCAGCUGCUGCAUGAAACAAAGGAGCAAAUCCUAAUGCACCGCUGGAGAUACCCAUCUCUUUCUCUUCACGGUAUUGAGGGAGCGUUCUCUGAAGCAGGGGCCAAGACUGUUAUCCCCCGCAAGGUCAACGGCAAGUUCUCUAUCCGCCUUGUCCCCGACAUGGACCCCAAAGUUGUGGAGAAGCAGGUAGUGGAUUACCUGCAGAAAAAGUUUGCUGAACUGGGAAGCCCCAACAAAAUGAAAGUGUGCAUGGGCCACGGAGCCAAGGCCUGGGUCUCUGACUUCAACCACCCGCACUACAUGGCUGGUCGAAAGGCCAUGAAAACAGUCUUUGGCGUGGAGCCUGACCUGACUCGUGAGGGUGGAAGCAUCCCCGUCACGCUGACCUUUCAGGAGGCCACAGGACGUAACGUCAUGCUGCUCCCUGUAGGAUCCUCUGAUGAUGGAGCUCACUCCCAGAAUGAAAAGAUCAACAGAACCAACUACAUUCAGGGAAUCAAGAUGCUUGGUGCAUACUUCCAUGAGGUUUCCCAGCUGGAAUAAAGUGAUGUCUCAUUUUGAAAAUCCAAAUCCAUCCUCACCGUCAGAGCCAUAGCUUUUGUGGUAUCAUUUACUUUUAUAUACAGUGCCUCCCAAAAAUAAAAAUGUUUUCCUUU
This is a messenger RNA of Micropterus dolomieu (smallmouth bass), 1606 nucleotides long. RefSeq names its product carnosine dipeptidase 2 (gene cndp2). Gene Ontology annotation, molecular function: metallodipeptidase activity. Bases 69 to 1493 code for a protein of 474 amino acids. Gene Ontology annotation, cellular component: cytosol. The transcript is spliced from 11 exons. NCBI's taxonomy places the organism in Eukaryota, Metazoa, Chordata, Actinopteri, Centrarchiformes, Centrarchidae. The record is from RefSeq and is a predicted model, not a curated record. Gene Ontology annotation, biological process: proteolysis.